GUGACUAGACAUGAAUGUAGAGUGGAAUGUGAGUGACAUGAAGGUAAUAGGGGUUACAUUGGGAAUGAAUUUAAAUGAAUUAGGUAAUGAGAGGCAGGUAAAUGGGGCCAAUGAAGAGAAAAUUCAGAAAGAAUGGAGGUGGCCAAGGAUACACUCUGAGUAUAUGUGGGUAAGUUGAGGUAGUGUUUGAUUGGGAGUAAUGUGGGGCAGCUUUAUAGGAAAUGGGGGUAACAUAGGGGCAGAAUGUGAGAGAAUAGAGGUGAAGGAGGGGCAGUGAUUAGGGAAAAUGAGGCCGAGAGUCAAUAAACAAAGCUAAAUGAUAGACCAAGGCAAAGUGAACAGGAGUCAUUUGAUGCAGUGUUAGGAACUAUAAGUGAAUGUAGGAAGUAAGAGUCUGAGUGAGAGUGAAUGAAAGUAAAUAAGGAAUAGGAUGUGAGAGAAUUUUGGUAAUGGUAAGUAGAGAGUAACAGUAAUAUGAGGUGUUGUGUAAGUGAAUAUAAGUGAAUGAGAGGCAGAAUAAAUGAAUGGAGGAAAAGAGGUAGAAUGAAAAUGGAGAUGAAAAAGCAGUAGCGUAUGAGUAAAUAUACGUAACGUGGAGCAGAGUGUGACCAAAUGGGGAUAACACAGGGCAGAUUCCAGUAAAUUAGGAUAAAAUGGGAUACAAUAAGAGAGAUAAAUGAGGUGUCAAGAAUGAGUAAAUGGGGGUAAUGAGGGGCAGAGGACAAGAAGGUAGUGAUCGUGUUUUGCAGAACAUAAGGAAUUGGAGGAGGUAGUAGGUCCAGUGCGAGUGAACAGAGCUGACUACUCAGCAGAGUGGGAGGAAUGCAGGCAAUGAGGGGCAGACUAAGUGGAAAUGGAGGUGACCAAGUGGUAGAGUAUGACUAAUGGGGAUAGAGUGGGACAGUGUUCAGGAAUGGAGGGGAAUGCGGGCCAAGCGUGAGGCUCAAUACCUGAGUCCUGUCUGUCAUUUGCAUGUUACCGGCCCCCAUCUCCCUGAGUCUCUUUAUGACAUCUCUGGGAUUCUCCCUGUCUUUGUCUCCUAUCUCUGUAUGUAUCUCAGCAUCUUUCUUUCUCCUUGUGUCUCUAUUUCUUGGUCUCUGACAGAACUGUCACUGGAGAAGGUGGUGAGGUGCCCAGCUCUCCAGCUUCUGUGUUCCAGAAUCCAUCAUUUAGAUCUUCAUUCAUACAGCCCAGAGUUCCAGAAUGCACCUAAUUCUGAACACUGCAGGGUGAAUCUGGAGCAAGGAGUCAGCUAGGAGGGCUUAUGGGUGUCGCAAUGGAGGCUUGGGGCACUGUAGUGGCAAUCCUGGCCACACUGAUGGUUGCCACUGUGGAUGCCAAAAUCUAUGGACGCUGUGAGCUGGCAAUGAAGCUGGACAAGGCGGGCCUCAAUGGCUUCAAGGGCUACACCAUUGGAGACUGGAUGUGCAUGGCACACUAUGAGAGUGGCUUUGACACCUCCUUCGUGGACCACAAUCCCGACGGUAGCAGUGAAUACGGCAUUUUCCAGCUGAACUCUGCUUGGUGGUGUGACAAUGGCAUUACACCUACCUGGAACCUCUGCCACAUGGAUUGCCGUGACCUGCUCAACCGCCACCUUCUAGAUGACAUCCUGUGUGCCAAGCAGGUCGUGUCCUCAAAAAAGGGUAUGACUGCCUGGGAUUCUUGGACCAAGCACUGUUAUGGCCAUGAUUUAUCUGAAUGGCUCAAGGGGUGUAAUAUGCGCGUGAAAAUUGACUCAAAGAAAAUGAAUUCAUGACUCAGAUACCCAGAGACAGAGAUUUUCUUUUCUUUUUCUUUCUUCUUUUUUUUUGGAUUUAAUAAAGGAUGGUAUCCAUAAACAAUGCAAGAGAACUUCUAAUGCCUGACUUCCUUCAAUUUUCCAACGCCUGGAGGUACCCCCAUUCAAUCAUUUCCCUCUUAUAUUUAAAUGCCUAAACAGGGGACACCAGAUCACUCAGGAGGGCAGGUUAGUGUUCUCCUGUUUUCAAAUCCCAGCCCUAUCACUUGUUAGCUGUGUUGCCUUGGGAAAGGCACUUAAUUUUUCUGUGCCUCAGUUUCCUCAUCUUAAAAUGAUGAUAAUGAUAGUAACUAUCUCAUGUGGUUGUUGGAUUAAAUAAAUUAAUGUUUAUAAAGCAUAUAAAGUACUUGGUACACAAGAUAGGUCUGGAGAUAGAGAGGCAGGGAUGGUGGGACAUGAAAACUGACUUCCCUUAAAAAUAAUCACUCAGUUGAGGUCACCACAGGGUCUCUAAUCAAGGCAGAUACAGUCUCUUGGGGGAUGGGGAUGGAAUUGGUUUCAGCUUACAUCGGAAGCUCAGUGAGAAUUAGCAGUUUACCAUACUCACACUCUCCCACAUCCUCCCACAUAUCACCAUUCUAAUUCUCAGUACCCUCCCAUCUCCUCUUUCAAGAUGAAUUUCCUAAAUUUCAAAUGACAUACUGGAAAUUUAGGCCAGGAAAUCAACGGAUGCAUACGAUAAUAAUUCCUUUCUACAGAGUGCUUGGGUUUCAGUCUGUAUCUUGAGUACAGAAUUUAAGAAUUUGAAAUUGCCAUUAUUUCUCUUUGUGCUGGCCAAC
This is a messenger RNA of Loxodonta africana (African savanna elephant), 2580 nucleotides long. Its product is annotated as sperm acrosome-associated protein 5-like. Lineage: Eukaryota; Metazoa; Chordata; Mammalia; Proboscidea; Elephantidae. The record is from RefSeq and is a predicted model, not a curated record. The transcript has 4 exons. Gene Ontology annotation, biological process: fusion of sperm to egg plasma membrane involved in single fertilization. Gene Ontology annotation, molecular function: lysozyme activity. The coding region runs from base 1265 to 1759 and encodes 164 amino acids. Gene Ontology annotation, cellular component: acrosomal vesicle; sperm flagellum.